Molecule: messenger RNA, 171 nt
Organism: Cricetulus griseus (Chinese hamster)
Lineage: Eukaryota; Metazoa; Chordata; Mammalia; Rodentia; Cricetidae
Source: RefSeq, a predicted model, not a curated record
AUGGGCCAAAUGCUAACCCUAAAGAGAACCCAGAAUGGUGACUUCUGGGAUAACCCCUGGGACGUCGGGGGCCUGAUAGUGAUUGGCUUAUUCACCUCCACAUUCCUUUUGUUCAUCCUAUUUGCCAUUGUGUUUGGGCAUGUGGAAAAGAUUUUGUACAAAGAGCACUGA